Nymphalis io (European peacock) is the source of this 2172-nucleotide messenger RNA. It is a transcript of the gene Sp1, whose product is annotated as transcription factor Sp9. The transcript has 2 exons. The coding region runs from base 109 to 1311 and encodes 400 amino acids. NCBI's taxonomy places the organism in Eukaryota, Metazoa, Arthropoda, Insecta, Lepidoptera, Nymphalidae. The record is from RefSeq and is a predicted model, not a curated record. Gene Ontology annotation, biological process: regulation of transcription by RNA polymerase II. Gene Ontology annotation, molecular function: DNA-binding transcription factor activity, RNA polymerase II-specific; RNA polymerase II cis-regulatory region sequence-specific DNA binding.
GCCGCGGCAUCGAUUCGUUACGAGAUAAUCCGUGGAUAUUUCUUAAUAAAAAUCUAAAGUCGCGUGUGUUGACGUGACUUUUUGUUACGAAGAAACGGAUGGGCUGAUAUGAAUUGUGCGUACUACCAACAACACGGGGUCCCGCACCCCGCUACCCAUAAUGUCAACAAUAAUUACUUCAACGAGGAGCACCCGAGUCUACGCGGCACGCCUUUGGCGAUGCUUGCAGCUCAGUGUAACAAGCUUUCAAGUAAAUCGCCUCCACCUUUAGCCGAUGCUGCCGUCGGCAAAGGUUUUCAUCCAUGGAAGAAAAGUCCUGGCACCCACUCGCCGCCUGGCGCUGGUAUCGCACCGCGGUCCCAAGCCCAGGCCUGUGCACCGUAUGCACGGGCACCCACGUCGUGCGCUGCGGCACCCUCAUAUGGCAAUGAGCUCUACUUUCCGUCCUCGGGUGAUCAAUUACUCGGAAAGAGUGAAUCAAGUGCAAGCCUCGGUUCUAUGUAUUCUAGACACCCCUAUGAAUCUUGGCCAUUCAAUGUUGGAAGCGGUGGUAGCAGUGGUGCAUUGAAGGCAGCAGAAAUGGGGGGAGUUGGUGCUGUUGGCAGUACGUGGUGGGAUGUACAUAGUGGAUGGCUAGACGUUGGAGGGCAGAUGGCUAAUUAUGCCGGUCAAGAUUAUUCUCAACUUACACAUUCGCUGUCCGGUGGAGCACACUUAUUGCCUCCAGCGCCUCAUCUAUUGCAAGACGCUUACAAGUCGGUGUUGCCCACACAAGGAUCAUUCGGUCUCCACGCUCCGGGUUCCCCUGCACCACCGGCCCAAGCACCAUCACCCCGAUCACAAAGGCGGUAUGCUGGUCGAGCUACGUGUGACUGCCCCAACUGCCAAGAAGCCGAACGUCUCGGUCCUGCGGGGGCACAUCUACGUAAGAAAAACAUACACAGUUGCCACAUACCAGGAUGUGGCAAAGUUUAUGGUAAAACAUCCCACUUAAAAGCUCAUUUACGCUGGCAUACCGGUGAGAGACCGUUCGUUUGCAAUUGGCUAUUCUGCGGCAAAAGAUUUACACGCUCUGAUGAGUUGCAACGACACCUAAGAACGCACACCGGCGAAAAGAGGUUCGCAUGUCCGGUAUGCAAUAAACGUUUUAUGCGUUCAGACCAUCUCGCAAAGCACGUGAAAACGCACAACGGUGGCAAAAAAGGUAGCUCUGAAUCUUGUUCAGACUCAGAAGAGAACAGUCAGGGUGAGACCGGUGGCGGUCGGUCUCCUGAACAUCCGUUAGACGUCAAGCCGGGGGCGCUAGUGUGACGGGGGGGCGCGGCGCUCGCAGUGCCGCACCACGCCUCAACGCUCCUGUGAUACCGCUGCCGCGAGAACAUGACGCCGCCGCUCUCGUCUGUACGUGUACAUAGCACAUAUCAAGCAAUGUAUAUUAAAGUGAAUUUGUAACAAAAGUAAAAGACUCGGCAGUAUGUCGAUGCCUUAACACUGUAUGUGUUUGUGGUGAGACUUGAAAGUGUACAGUAUAGAUAUUAUUAAAUAUUAUCUAUUACAUAAUAACUAAAUAUUAUAUAGUAAAUUAGAUUAAGUAGAAUCACACUCUUAGUCCAAAAUCGCAGUUGUAAUUUAUUUCAUAAAUUGUUUUUAUUGUAAAGAUAUAUCUAUAAUAAUUACCUCAACAAAUGACAUUAGAAAAAAUAAACAUAAUAUUUAUUUAUCAUUUGUUUUACAUACAGUAAAAGUUUUAAUUUAUAUGUAAUAUCAAUAUCGCAGUAAGAUUUUUAUGAAUGAGAAACGGAAAGCGUAAGAAAUAUACAAACUAAAAUAACGUUAGUUCAUAUUUGUGGAUAAUUGUAAUAAUAGUAGAAAAUUUUUAAUUGAUUGAUAAGUUUCGAUAAAGAAGGAAGCGAAAGAUUUAUUCAACGAUAUGUACUUAGUUCUUUAUUUUUUUUGCAAUCGAUAUUAUUACGAAUCAAUGUCCAACGACUCAAAACGAUGUAACUGGUUUGUGAAUGUGAAACUAAUACAAAACUUCGGUCUGUAAUAAAAAUGCUAUUCCAGUAACUUAGUUUUAUGUGUAAAUUAAUGUUUGUUAUAAUAUGUACAAAAUUGUGCGAAUAAAAUUGCCUGAUUUGAUUUUAUAAAAAUUGAAUAUAUUUUCCGAGUGGA